Messenger RNA from Epinephelus fuscoguttatus (brown-marbled grouper), 571 nucleotides. It is a transcript of the gene cmc4, whose product is annotated as C-x(9)-C motif containing 4 homolog (S. cerevisiae). The record is from RefSeq and is a predicted model, not a curated record. Lineage: Eukaryota; Metazoa; Chordata; Actinopteri; Perciformes; Serranidae. Bases 95 to 289 code for a protein of 64 amino acids. The transcript is spliced from 3 exons. Gene Ontology annotation, cellular component: mitochondrial intermembrane space.
CGUGAUCAAAACAUUGCCCCGCAGUAGCAGAAGGAAGUGGAGUUAGCUUAGCGGCUAACGCUAACAGACGACCUUUCUACUGUUUGACAAAGGCAUGCCGCAGAAAGACCCGUGUCAAAAACAAGCGUGUGCAAUUCAGCACUGUUUACAAGCUAACAAAUACGUGGAGACCAUGUGUGAGGAUGUGAUAAGGGAGAUGCGGCGCUGCUGUGAGAUUCAUGCUGCAAACUCCAUCUGCUGCUCCGGCUUCAAGGACUCAAACCCAACGGAGAGCAAAUGUAACACGUAGCUUACUGUGUGAAGCUUCGGACGCGAAAUAUAGUGGAAGGAAACAUUGCAUCAAUGUUUUUGACUGUAACUUUGUAUCUGUGCUGAGUUAAAUUGCCUUUACUAUCUGAUUUUUUGGUCAUACAAUAGCAAAUAUUUUGACAUGUCAUUGCAGAAAAGCAUCAUGGGUACUGGAAUAUUAAUAUUAUCACACCUGUGUUUGGCACGUCAAAAUGUCACACCCCUCUGGCACAGUAAGGUUGAACAUGCUGUCUUAAAUUAUUAAAGGAAAUUAUUUUCUGUA